This is a messenger RNA of Lepus europaeus (European hare), 4049 nucleotides long. RefSeq names its product unc-51 like kinase 4 (gene ULK4). Lineage: Eukaryota; Metazoa; Chordata; Mammalia; Lagomorpha; Leporidae. Gene Ontology annotation, biological process: protein phosphorylation. The record is from RefSeq and is a predicted model, not a curated record. The transcript is spliced from 37 exons. The coding region runs from base 99 to 3968 and encodes 1289 amino acids. Gene Ontology annotation, molecular function: protein kinase activity; ATP binding.
GAGGCCGCGCCGCGCGCAUCCGCUGGAGCGAUCGAGCGGACCCUGAGCAGUCGCGCAGGAGCUGGAGAUGCUAUUGUAUGUGAAAAGCCGGCUGACAGAUGGAAAACUUCAUUCUCUAUGAGGAGAUUGGCAGAGGAAGCAAGACGGUUGUGUAUAAAGGGCGACGGAAGGGAACCAUCAAUUUCGUAGCCAUUCUCUGUACUGAGAAGUGCAAAAGGCCCGAAAUAACCAACUGGGUCCGUCUCACCCAUGAAAUUAAACACAAGAAUAUUGUAACUUUCCACGAGUGGUAUGAAACCAGCAAUCAUCUCUGGCUAGUGGUGGAGCUGUGCACGGGUGGUUCUUUGGAAACGGUUAUUGCUCAAGAUGAAAACCUUCCAGAAGACGUUGUGAGAGAAUUUGGAAUUGACCUGAUUACUGGCUUACAUCAUCUUCAUCAACUGGGCAUUCUGUUCUGUGACAUUUCUCCUGGGAAGAUACUGUUGGAAGGACCUGGCACGUUGAAGUUCAGCAACUUCUGCUUGGCCAAAGUGGAAGGUGAAAACUUGGAAGAGUUCUUUGCUUUGAUUGCAGCAGAAGAAGGAGGAGGUGAUAGUGGGGAAAAUGUGCUGAAGAAAAGCAUGAAAAACAGAAUCAAAGGAUCUCCGAUAUAUACAGCACCGGAAAUCGUGAAGGGCACUGAUUACUCCAUCGCCAGUGACCUCUGGUCUUUGGGCUGUCUACUUUAUGAAAUGUUUUCAGGAAGACCUCCAUUCUUCUCAGAAAGUGAUUCAAAGUUGAUUGAAAAUAUUCUUUAUGAAGAUCCUUUGCCACCUGUUCCAAAAGAUGCUUCUUUUCCUAAAGCGUCUUCAGAUUUUGUUAACUUGCUUGAUGGGUUACUUCAAAAAGAUCCACAGAAAAGGUUCACCUGGGCAGAUCUACUGCAGCAUUCGUUUUGGAAGAAUGCUUUCAGUCAAGAAGAGCAGGACGCCAGCGUCAACGAUUUCGGCUUCAGCAGGCAUGUGAUAGAAUGUUCUGGGCCACAAGAAUCCAAGGAGCUUUCGCAGAACCCUCUGAAUGGACAGGCGAAAGGGCAGAGCAGUGGUCCCCGGCCGAGUCGCUCUUGCAGACUGGAAAAUCCAGCUGAGCUGCGGCCUAAGAGCACUCCUGGGGGCCAGCUGAGUGAAUCCAUGUUCCUCCUCAGUUCCCGUCCCACUCCGAGAACCAGCACAGCAGUGGGAGUGAGUCCGGGAGAGGUUAUGACUCAGAAUUCCCCCCAGAGGACUUCUCCUUUGUCCAAGGUCGCCGGCGGCCCCCUGAGUCAGCAGGACCUGGAAUCCCAGAUGCGGGAGCUCAUCUACACCGACUCGGAUCUGCUCGUCACCCCGAUCAUCGACAACCCCAAGAUAAUGAAACAACCACCCGUUAAAUUUGAUCCAAAAAUACUGCAUCUACCGGCACAUUCAGUGGAGAAGUUACUGUCCCUGAAAGACCAAGAUUGGAGUGACUUUUUGCAACAACUCUGCUCCCAGAUUGACUCUGCGGAGAAGAGCACUGGGGCGUCCCGGGCCAAACUGAAUCUCCUUUGCUACUUGUGUGUCGUGGCCGGCCACAAGGAGGUGGCCAGCAGGCUGCUCCAUUCCCCGCUGUUCCAAUUGCUCAUCCAGCAUUUGCGAAUAGCUCCAAACUGGGACAUACGGGCCAAGGUUGCUCGCGUGAUUGGUUUACUGGCCUCGCACACCACAGAGCUCCAGGAAAACACACCUGUUAUUGAGGCAAUUGCUCUCUUAACUGAAUUAAUUCGGGAGAACUUCAGGAACAGCAAAUUAAAACAGUGCCUCUUGCCAACCCUUGGAGAGCUGAUCUAUCUCGUAGCCACCCAGGAUGAAAAAAAAAAGAACCCCAGAGAAUGCUGGGCCGUUCCCGUGGCUGCAUACACAGUGCUAAUGAGGUGCCUUCGGGAAGGGGAAGAACGUAUCGUGAAUCACAUGGCUGCAAAGAUAAUUGAAAAUGUCUGUACUACCUUUUCUGCUCAAGCCCAAGGCUUUAUUACCGGAGAAAUUGGACCUGUUCUGUGGUACCUAUUCAGACAUUCCACUGUUGACUCUCUCAGGAUCACGGCAAUAUCGGCCUUGUGCAGGAUCACUCGCCAUUCGCCUGCUGCCUUCCAGAAUGUCAUCGAGAAGGUGGGCCUGAACUCCGUGAUCGGCUGCCUGGCCUCUGCCAUCUGCAGGGUCCAGCAGUACAUGCUGACCCUGUUCACCGCCAUGCUGUCCUGCGGGAUUCAUCUGCAAAGACUCAUCCAGGAAAAGGAUUUUGUCUCCACAAUUAUCCGUCUACUCGACAGCCCGUCCACUUGCAUUAGAGCCAAAGCCUUCCUGGUGCUUUUGUAUAUUCUGCUUCAUAACCGUGAGAUGUUGCUGCUCUGCUGUCAAGCAAGACUGGUGAUGUACAUCGAGCGAGACAGCAGGAAGACCACGCCAGGCAAGGAGCAGCAGAGUGGCAGUGAAUACCUGUCCAGCUGCCUGGACCUGCUCAUCUGUCACGUCGUGCAGGAGCUGCCAGGGAUCCUGGGUGACGUCCUUACCGCCUUGGCUAACGUUUCUGGCCGCAAGCACCCGUCCACUGUUCAAGUGAAGCAGCUGAAGAUGUGCCUGCCCCUGAUGCCCGUGGUGCUGCACCUCGUCACCUCCCAGGUGUUUCGACCUCAGGUUGUGACAGAAGAGUUCCUUUUCUCUUACGGCACUAUUCUGGGUCAUAUUACAUCGGUAGACUCAGGAGAAACAAAUAUAGACGGAGCCAUUGGACUGACGGCAUCGGAAGAAUUUAUCAAGAUCACGUUGUCGGCUUUUGAAGCAAUAAUACAGUAUCCCCUUUUAUUGAAAGGCUAUCGCUCUACGGUUGUGGACUGCAUCCUGCCACCCUUGGUGUCCUUGGUUCAAAGCCAGAAUGUGGAGUGGCGGCUCUUCAGCUUGCGGUUGCUCUCGGAAACCACCUCUCUGCUGGUCAGCCAGGAGGCCGGGGACGGCCGGGAGGAGGCGAGCGUCGUGGACUCGGAGAGCAGUCUGCUGGCCCUCAUCAGAGACGUCCUGCUUCCACAAUACGAGCACAUUCUCACGGAGCCCGACCCAGUGCCCGCGUACGCUCUGAAGCUGCUGGUUGCAAUGACUGAACACAACCCAGCGUUGACCAGACUUGUGGAAGAAAGCAAACUGAUCCCACUCAUUUUUGAAGUGAUUCUGGAUCAUCAGGAGAGCGUUCUGGGGAACACUAUGCAGAGUGUGAUUGCUUUGCUCAACAACCUGGUAGCCUGCAAAGAUUCAAAUAUGAAACUGCUGUAUGAACAAGGUCUCGUCACACACGUCUGCCACCUGUUCACCACGGCCGCCACGCUGUGCCUGGACACGGACCACACGCACAACGCGGAGACGGCGGCCGCGCUGCUGUUCUCUCUGCUCGAGAUCCUGCACGGCAUGCUCACGUACACGUCCGCCAUCGUGCGCCUGGCCUUGCAGGCUCAGAAGUCUGGCUCGAGAGGGGACACUCAGGCCGCAGAAGACCUGCUGCUGCUCGGCAGGCCGCUCACCGACCUCAUCAGCCUGCUCAUCCCGCUGGUAAGCACUCACCUGAUGGUGUCUCUCGGCGCGCUGCAGCUUCCCAGUGAGGAUCCUGAGAUUUUUGAGAUGUCGUCCAAGUGCCUGUCUAUCCUGGUUCAACUGUACGGCGGGGAAAACCCAGACAGCCUGUCUCCCGAAAACGCAGAGAGUUUCGCUGAGCUCCUGUUAGCCAAGGAGGACCCGAAGGAGCAGAAGCUGCUGCUGAGGAUUCUCAGGAGGCUGAUCACCUCCAAUGAGAAGCACCUGGAGAGUCUGAAGAAGGCGGACAGUCUCCUGCGGGCUCUGGAGCGGCUGGCCCCAACCGGGGGCUUGUCUGCUGACAGUGCGGUACCUUCCCUGGCCCUGGAGAUCCUUCGCGCCGUUGGGUGCUAGACAAGCCUGGCUCCCAGACACACCCGCGCCACAUCACCGCCCACCGCUGUAUUUGGACCUAAUAAAGCCAGCUGAACCUGA